Messenger RNA from Drosophila grimshawi, 1127 nucleotides. RefSeq names its product probable aminoacyl tRNA synthase complex-interacting multifunctional protein 2 (gene AIMP2). Bases 83 to 1075 code for a protein of 330 amino acids. The record is from RefSeq and is a predicted model, not a curated record. Lineage: Eukaryota; Metazoa; Arthropoda; Insecta; Diptera; Drosophilidae. Gene Ontology annotation, cellular component: aminoacyl-tRNA synthetase multienzyme complex. The transcript is spliced from 5 exons.
AGUACUCUUUCCACAUCACUACCGCCAAGCACAUUUUUCUGUGGGUUAACAAUUUGAGCUUCAUUAAAAAUCUAAACGUGAAAUGUACGAGUUGAAAACUUUGCUGCCACAAUUCGAUAUUAAACUGCCCACCUGCAUGUACGAAUUAAGGAAUGUCAGCCUCUCCGCCGGCGCUACACCAGGCCCAGCAAAGGGCCAUAGAAUUCGAUGCAGUCGCGCAACGGAGAAUGAGAGCAACAUUUCAAAAUCAGUCAAUUGUGCACUUGAUUUGGACAUUUUAGGCCGACAAAUACAACAUUUGCUAAAGCACGAAGACACAAACGCUGUAGUGGAGCGUCAAGAGAAGGUACUGAAGCAGCUGGAGGAGCUCAAGGCGCAGUUGGGUCAAAUACGCAAAAGUUUGGGUGUCCGUGUCUGCGGCAAGACCUUUCAGCAUACGACAGCUUAUCAGAAUGGCGGACUUAAAGAGGAGCCACUGCAUGAUGUUGUCGUUAAUGGUCAUCCCAAUUUCAUACCUUAUGCGCUGUUGGCAUUGAAGAACGCCUGGCGCGAUCUGUACACCAUCGAUGUGAAAACCUUCACUCACUCGACAAUGGCGGAUAUUGGGCCAGCGGCGCACGACUUUGAGGCCAAAUUGGCCAAGGUGGCUGUCAAUGCGGCGUUGCCCAAGAUCAAUGUGACACUCAUAUGGAAGAACUGCGAACACACUGAAAUGAUCAGCUCACCCACAAUGUAUGUGCCCAUUUAUGGCGAGGUGAAUAUCAUAAGGUAUUUGGGCCGUGUCGGCCCCAACGAAUAUCGCUAUGAAAGCUCGCCGCUGUGCAAUGAAAUCGAUGCUGUGCUGGACAUUUGCUAUCAACUGUUGCGCUGCAGCACACACAAGAGCCAGGUGGCCAUGGUGCGAUUGCUGGACAAGCGGCUGCAGCAGCAACAAUAUUUUGGUGGCGAUCAAAUGUCCGUUGCGGAUAUUGGUGUCUAUAGCUCCCUGAUACGCAUGCCUGCCAUUACGGAAAAGGAUCUUACGCCAGCGCUGCUGGCAUGGCGCAAGCGCGCCAAGCUCAUAACCCAAAUCUAAAAGAUAAUGAAAAGUUGAGCAAAUAAAUCGUUAGCAAUAUAAUUACAACAAA